UGGACUCUCCAUACUCUCUAUCACCUGACAGGGGUGGGGAAGUGCAUGGAUAUAUAGCCCCUGCCUCCAGUAAGUCUAAGAGGAGACACCAAGGACAGACACUGAACAGUAUUGUUUCUAGGCCACAUUUUCACUGUUACCACCAUGAAGCUGCUUGCAAUGAUUGUGCUGUUCUUCACCAUCUGUAGCCUAGAAGGGGCUUUGGUUCGGAGACAGGCACAGGAGCCCAGUCAGGCAGAGACGAGUCUGAAGAGCAUGGUUAAUCGGUACUUACAUACUGUGACUGAGUACGGCAAGGACUUGAUGGAGAAGGCCAAGAGCUCUGAGAUUGAGACCCAAGCCAAGGUUUACUUUGAAAAGAUGCAGGAUCAGCUGACACCCUUGGUCCAGAAAGCUGGAACUGAUCUGAUGAAGUUCUUCAGCAAUUUAAUGAAAAGUGAGAAACCACAGCCUGCUGCUAAGUGAGGUGUCCAGACUAUUGUCUUUCUACCCUAGCUGGACCCCUAGAACACACACUGGCUGGCCCUAGAGGCCCUCUCCCUACCUACUGCCUGUUUUCUACAAUAAAUGUGCAAUGAGUCAAACUGUGAA
Molecule: messenger RNA, 591 nt
Organism: Nannospalax galili (Upper Galilee mountains blind mole rat)
Lineage: Eukaryota; Metazoa; Chordata; Mammalia; Rodentia; Spalacidae
Gene: Apoa2
Product: apolipoprotein A2
Exons: 4
Coding region: 145-465 (106 amino acids)
Biological process (GO): high-density lipoprotein particle assembly; cholesterol homeostasis; cholesterol metabolic process
Cellular component (GO): extracellular region; chylomicron; spherical high-density lipoprotein particle
Molecular function (GO): apolipoprotein receptor binding; lipase inhibitor activity; phosphatidylcholine binding
Source: RefSeq, a predicted model, not a curated record